Molecule: messenger RNA, 1704 nt
Organism: Oryzias latipes (Japanese medaka)
Lineage: Eukaryota; Metazoa; Chordata; Actinopteri; Beloniformes; Adrianichthyidae
Product: cell adhesion molecule CEACAM5-like
Source: RefSeq, a predicted model, not a curated record
GACACACCUAGAAUCUGUUUGUUAUGUUGAUCUCCAGGAUUUAAUAAAUGGCGAUUCUAAAAUUUUUUAUCCUUGCUGUGGCUUUAAAAGGUUUAACUGAAGCAUCUGGGAUUUUACCAGAUGGUCCUUUGAAUGGAACCAUUGGAGGAUCAGUGAUGUUCACAACAUCUCUGACUGAAGCAGACGGACCAUUUCCUGCAGUGACCUGGAAUGUCAAUACCACAAUUCUUAUAAUAAACUACCUAUCAGGCUCAAUGUUUAUUCCCCCAGACUAUGAGAACAGGAUCACCUUUUUUCCAUCUACACUAUCUCUGGAGCUCAGAGGUCUGACCCUGGAUGAUGGAGGAGAGUAUAGUGUUACUGUUUUUUCAGGUGAAGGAGGAAGAAUCAAGCUGGACAUAUAUGUUCCAGUCUCCUCUGUAACAGUAACUCUUCAAAGUGCAGACUUGGUUGAGUUCAGCUCUUUCAGUCUGACCUGCUCCUCCUCUGGGUCCUCGCUGUCCUUCAUCUGGAUGAACAGCAGCUCUGAGGUUACAGCCAGUGACAGAGUUCAGAUCACUGAUGGAGGCUCCACUCUGACUGUAGUCAGUGUGGCUCGCAAUGAUGAACAAUCAUACAAAUGUCGUGUGUUUAAUCCUGUCAGUGAAGGCAUCAGUGAUCCAGUGAACAUCUUAGUCAGCUAUGGUCCAGAAAAUACAAAAAUCUCAGUGUCUCCAUCACUAGAGUUCUAUGAGGAAGGGUCAGAGGUCAUUCUGAGCUGCUCAGCUGAUUCUAGACCUUCAGCCCAGUUUUCAUGGUUUCUAAAUGGGACUAAGCUUCCUGAUUCUGGACCAGAGCUCACACUGAGGAACAUACAGUUAAGUCAGAGAGGAGAUUACAGCUGUCAGGCCUUCAACAGCAAAACUCUGACAAAUGAAAGAUCUCCAUCUUUUUCAAUCUCUGUUCUACAAAAAAUAUCUGGAGUUUCCAUCAAAGUAUCAACAGAGCAGAUCAUUGAGGGGAGCUCUGUCACCUUAACCUGUGAGGCCUCUGGAUCUUCACCGAGCAGAAAAUGGAAGAAGGACGGUUCAGAUCUGAGCUUGUCUGAAAACGUGACACUUUCUGAAGACAACAAAGUCUUAACUUUCAAAGCUGUGAACAAGGACAACAGUGGAGAAUAUGUCUGUCUUGUCAGCAACCCUUUCAGCAGUUCUGAAGCUAAGUUCACCUUUAUUGUUAACUAUGGACCACAAAACGUUCAGAUUGAAGGUAAAGAUAAGAUCAAUGAAAACGAUCAAAUCAAGUUGAUGUGUUCUGCUGAGUCCACUCCAUCUGCUACAUUCACCUGGAGACUGAAUGGAUCAGAGAUCAUUGGAAGUUCUGCUGAGUUCCUGAAAGAAAAGGCUCAACGUUCUGACAGUGGAACAUACACAUGUGAAGCUCUGAAUACUGUCACUAAGAAACAAGCAACAGCUGAACAUGAACUCCGUGUUCAAACAGAAAACUCAUCAGGAUGUUCUGCUGGUUGCAUUGCUGGAAUCGUGGUUGGAUGUUUAGUUGUUGUUACUGCAGCUUCUGCUGGAGGAUACUCUGUGUAUAAAAAACGACACAACAGAAAACCUGAUCCCCCUCCUCCUCACAGUGCAGAGCCAAACCAUAUUUAUGAGGAAAUGUCGUCAGUCUAUGAAAAUGUUGGUAAAUAAACAGAAGCUUUUCUGUGUACUU